CGCGCUGCGACCAGCACCGACGUCGCACCUCGUCCGCGUUUCGCUAAAUUGUUAAUAUCAUUCAUGCUAAUCUCCACCCGUUGAUUUUCCUGCUGUGUGACCGCAGUACCGCGAUAUCGCGAGUGUCGAAUACUAGUGGACGUUCGUGUAUUUUUCCAUUGGAAUCCAACGCCCACGAAACCAGUUCUGUGUAUCACGGCGCCUUUGGAUGAGAUUUGAGCCGUGACCCGCGGCCUGCGAUGCUGCGCCCGUGACCGUCUUACGACAGUACCACGAAACCGCAUCCAAUGAUCUCUGCGAGCCUCCCCGGCGAGGCGCUGAUGCAGCUGGGGCAGCUUCAGCUGAGCCACCUGUACCCCCCGCCCAACAUGACGCCGGAGUUCCUCGCCCCUCCACCCCGACCCUACCCGCGGUAUGCACCACGCCGACGGGAAAAUAUGCCGGCGCCUCCAGCGCCCGCGCCCUUUCCUCCCUCCUACUCCCCUUUUUUGCCCCAUCCGGCUUCGUACGCCUCGUACCUGUACAGGGCGAGAGCUCCCCAGCCCCCUCCAGCGUACCCGCUGCGCCCGAGACCGACGUCUGGUUUCGUGCCCCCGGCCCCUGCGCCCCAUUCGCCGCACUCACCACCUGUGUCGGCGCCGGCACCUCAACCACCACUUAGAGAGGAGCCACCAAUGUCACCAGAGCGUGGUGCACCAGCUCCCUACUUUUGUCGAGGUGCUUUAAUCCGAUUGGAGGAUGGCUCUCUUCGGAGAGUCGAGGAGAUGAGGACAGAAGACUUCGUUAUGAGUGCUGAGAGGAGUGGGGAUCUCUCCUUAACACAGUGCACAUUGCUCAGACUAGACGAGCGAGGAGACAGGCUAGCACUCACACUGGCGUAUGAUAGAAAUCGUUCACAAGUGGAGUUAGAAUCGACGGUGGAACAUCCGUUCUUCGUGUACGGGCGCGGUUGGGCGUCCUGCAAACCAGAGCGUACAAUGGCGCGAUAUGGGCUUCGGGUACAGAGGCUUCAAGUUGGAGAUGUGUGUGUCUCCCUCGUGGCCCGCAAGCCAACCCCAACAGUCAGCAGCAUACCGCCCGCUCCACCCCAAACGUACCCAGAAAACCUCAGCGUCAAAGAAGACGCUCGCAAAAGACGGUGGUCGGCGUCCGAUGUCGUCGAUGACGGCCCUCCCAUGAAGAAACGCUGAACAAGCCAACCGCGCAGUAAAGAGAUCUUUAGACACCUUCGAGCUAUCCGAUUCAUUUAGUAAC
Molecule: messenger RNA, 1254 nt
Organism: Pieris napi
Lineage: Eukaryota; Metazoa; Arthropoda; Insecta; Lepidoptera; Pieridae
Gene: Atx-1
Product: ataxin-1-like
Exons: 4
Coding region: 288-1190 (300 amino acids)
Biological process (GO): regulation of DNA-templated transcription
Molecular function (GO): protein binding; RNA binding
Source: RefSeq, a predicted model, not a curated record